Messenger RNA from Athalia rosae (coleseed sawfly), 2512 nucleotides. RefSeq names its product solute carrier family 52, riboflavin transporter, member 3-A-like. The transcript is spliced from 2 exons. Gene Ontology annotation, cellular component: plasma membrane. The record is from RefSeq and is a predicted model, not a curated record. Gene Ontology annotation, molecular function: riboflavin transmembrane transporter activity. Gene Ontology annotation, biological process: riboflavin transport. Bases 495 to 1811 code for a protein of 438 amino acids. Lineage: Eukaryota; Metazoa; Arthropoda; Insecta; Hymenoptera; Athaliidae.
GUUCCAACAUAGCGAAGAAAUAAUGAACGUUCGAAUCUUGAACGCCAUCACUCGUUUCGUUUACUAGGUAGAAAGGCAUCUCUCAGCCGCAUCGCACGGUCGAUUACCAAGGUUUCCCUACGCAAAAACGACCCUACAGCCCAUUGCGCAAACGUAAAGCGAACAGAUAACUGACGACCGCGAGGAUCUUGCCCACUGCGGACUGCGUUACUUGUGAACGUUGUGAAAUAGGUUAUGCACCCAUGCGUCCAUUAACCAGUGAUGCCUUGUGCUCGGUGUGAUGCCGUCGUGGUUUUGCGUACGUCCUAAACUUGAGCCGUUCGCGAAUAUUUUCACUGGAAAGGUCGCGAUGAAUACAGCCGACAACCUCCGAGAUAAUCUACUAACUGAAAAAAAAAAUUAAUCUUACCCUGGUAAAAAAUUAAUUAUCUUGCCUCCAACCUCUUUUACACGUAGGAGGAUUUUGUGUCAGUGAAUGCUCAAUUCGAUAAAGAAUGACCUUCGCGCAACGGUUCAGGGACCGACGAAUCGUCGUCGACGCAUUGGCUCUAACCUUCGGUAUAGGAACAUGGCUGGGGGUGAACGGUAUAUUCGUUCAGUUACCCUUGCUCAUUAACAAUGCUCCUGAGGGAUGGGAACUGCCAGCUUUCAUAUCUGUGAUAUCACAGCUGGGCAAUCUCGGACCCCUUAUCUUCGCCCUGUACACCAAGUACGCGAGCCGAUCUCGGGACCACCUCAUCAUCUAUGGCCUCCUCGGUGCUGGCACGGCGGGGAUGUUCUGUUUGGUCUUUUUACACCAGGAAGCGACGUACAUCUUCGGUGCUGACAGGUCGUCGGCGCUCUUGGGUUUUAUGUUCGUCGCGGCUGUAGUGGGGUGUACAAGUUCGGUCCUCUUCAUGCCGUACAUGCGUAACUACCGUGAAAUCUACUUGGUCUCUUACCUGGUGGGUGAAGGGCUCAGUGGAUUCCUCCCCAGCGUUUUGGCGCUGAUACAAGGGGUCAAUGGUAACCCGGUGUGCGUUAACGCGACGGAACCAGAUUCCGCGAGUCCGUUUGUUCCCUAUUAUCAAGACCCAGAGUUCUCGACCGCAGUUUUUUUCGGGAUACUCGGAGCACUCCUUUCGCUGAGCUUUUUGGCCUUCGUCGGACUUAACUACCUCCCAGUCAGCCGAAGCGAACGAGUAAAACCACCCGGCAGCACGGAGACCCUUCCAACUGACCCAGACGCUCUGCCUACCUACAAGAACACCAAUUCGGGGUGGACAAUGCCGAAACAAACCUACAUCUAUCUCCUAUUGAUGAUGGGAGUCGUAUGCGCACUUGGAAAUACAGGGCUUUCCAGCAUCCAGUCGUACUCGUGUCUUCCAUACGGAAACGUGGCCUACCAUCUGGCCGUCACACUCGGUACGAUGGCUCUUCCUUUGGCCAUGUGCAUCGGGUUUUUCGUGAAAAAUAUCAAAGUUUGGAUGUUGAGUAUUUUGACUUUGGGAAUAAUUGUUCUAGCCUCGUUUGUCAUUUACCUAGGAUUAAUGUCGCCUUCUCCGCCGUUGCAGCACACGAUUGGGGGGAAAAUAAUGGUCGUGGUUGUUUGGGUCGUAGUCAAUGGACUCGUUGGGUUCGUUAAGCUGGCGAUAACGACACUGUUUAGGCCUGAUCCUGGUAGGGGGCUUUUUUGGACCGGAGUAGCGAGCCAAAUUGGCUCGAUGAGCGGUGCGAUAAUUAUGUUCUCGUUGGUCAAAUUCACCAACAUAUUCGUGUCGUACUCAUCUUGCGAUCACUACGAUCCUACCGAAGGUACCGCAGCUACGUAGGAGGAUUUGUUCCGGAUGUCCUGAUUCCUUGCACCGAGCCAAAACCUUUCAGUAUUUGUAAAAAAAAAAAAAUUAUUCUUCAGCGAUCACUGAACAUGGACCUCGUCUAACUUGUUGUUGAAAUAUCCUUCGACCAAACGAAGAAGCUAAACGAGUAAUUCAAUCGAGUACUCAAAAAUACCGAGUAUCGGUACACCUUGCUUACGAUAAUGAGCACGAGAAAUGUAUGUCGGUCUCGCAAUCAAUGUACAUACUGCGGACAUUUCGGGUUUGAAAAUUGUCGCUCCGGCGUAUCCUGAGUUGAUAACAUUUUUUAGAGAAUUUAUUAGUCCAAUUUUAUUGAUACAUAGUACAAUAUUUAUUAAAUGGCCUUUCGGUUUAGUGUACAAACGUUAAUGGUGUAUGUACAUAUAUAUAUCAAAGUAUAUAAAAUAGGUAUUUGAAAGAAGUAGAUGCGGUAUAGGUAUAUGUAAGUGACUACGAGUCGUACUUUGGGUGUACACUCGUACUUGGAUGUCUUACUUUUGGAAUGUGUGAGAAUAACCGAUUUUUUUUAGGCGGAUCUUAUUUAUUAUCCCUACGAGAAGAGGGCGUCGGAAUUCACGUCAUCGUAGAUCAUGGUGAUAUCGACACUGGUAUGCCUCAAUUAUAAUCGUGUUGAACUGUUGCAACAAUAAAGACGUUCAGCGUUGUUGAUAUGA